UCUUUUGCCGCUUCCACCGUUAAAAUGCUCUUCAACUUUCUCUGCAACUCUCAGCUGCUUCCUCUCUCUUGUCAGUUGUCUCUACCGUCACAAAACCAGAGCCAAUUGAACUCUCUCAGUAAAAGCUAGCACAAACCAGACAACCAGCUAACCAACCAACCAAACCAUGUUUGACGAUGAAAGUCCCAAACUUCCUAACCCACUCAUUGUCUUUAUCUACCAAUUGCAAUACUUAAAAAGAUCGAUACUUUCCGUUCUUCUUAGCUUGCCCACUUCUCUUCUUGCUCUGCUUCUCCUUCUCCUUUUGGCCUACAAUGGCUUCUAUGUCUUCUGUAUUUACCUUCCUCUUUCCAAGCCCUCGCCGGACCCCGCCAUUUUCUCCGCGGGAAAUCUCGCCGGGGAUUCUGUAAGUAAUUGGGUUCCUGCGCAUGUUUCUUCUUCUUCUUCAAGUUCAAAAAUUUCUUCUUCUGUGAUGUAUGUGGUGAAGGAAGAAAAUGCGCCAAUGUUCUUAAAGACCAAUUUGCCUCCUCUGCACAACCCAAGAAAUUCAAUGGUACCCAUCUCAAAAUUUUCACUCCAAAGGCCAAGGCGGAUCAAAAAACACAAGCGCAAGCUCAAAAGCUUACCCCCUGAACCAAAACUCUCUCUUUUUUCAACAAGAAUGAGAGACUUCUUUGCUGGUAACUCUUCUUCUUGUAAAGUCAGGUUCUUUAUGACUUGGAUUUCGUCCAAGACUUUUGGAAACAGGGAAUUGCUGGCUGUGGAGAGCUUAUUCAAGUCCCAUCCAAAUGCUUGUUUGGCCAUAGUCUCAAAUUCGCUGGAUUCAAAGAAAGGAAGUCAAAUUUUGAGGCCAUUCUCAGAAAUGGAUUUCAGGGUAAUGGCAAUUUCUCCGGACUUUGAUUACUUAUUCAAGAACACUCCUGCAGAAGCUUGGUAUUAUGAGCUAAGGACAGGGAAAGUGAAUCCUGGUGGAGUUUCUUUGGGUCAAAAUCUCUCUAAUUUGCUUAGGCUUGCUUUGUUGUAUAAGUUUGGUGGUAUUUAUUUAGACACAGAUGUUAUAGUGCUAAAGAGUUUAUCAAAGUUGAGAAAUGUGAUUGGAGCUCAGGCAAUUGAUGCCCAAACUGGGAAUUGGAGCAGACUGAAUAAUGCUGUGUUGGUAUUUGAUAAGAACCAUCCAUUGAUCUUCAAGUUUAUCCAAGAAUUUGCUCUCACAUUUGAUGGGAACAAGUGGGGUCACAAUGGCCCUUACUUGGUUUCAAGGGUGGUUUCAAGAGUGAGAGAAAAUCCAAAAAACCCAGGUUUUAAUUUCACUGUCUUAACACCCUCAGCGUUCUAUCCGUUUAACUGGAGCCGAAUUCGGAGUCUCUUUCGGGGUCCUAAAGAUGAGCUUCAUUCAAAAUGGUUACUUGCAAAGCUGAGGCAUAUUUGUUCUCAAAGCUUUGCACUGCAUUUGUGGAACAGCCAGAGUAGACGGCUGAAUGUUGAGAAGGGAAGCAUUAUUGAUCAUCUAAUGUCAGAACUUUCGAUCUUUCCCAAUUCUUCAGCUUCAAGCUCUGCCAAGAUAGAAUAAGGUUGAUAAAUUGUGCAUGUGUUACUUUGUCUUGUUCAUUGUU
Messenger RNA from Prunus mume (Japanese apricot), 1613 nucleotides. RefSeq lists its product as uncharacterized. The record is from RefSeq and is a predicted model, not a curated record. NCBI's taxonomy places the organism in Eukaryota, Viridiplantae, Streptophyta, Magnoliopsida, Rosales, Rosaceae.